AUGAGUCAUGAAGCAAACAGAGUAGAAAACAACAGUUCGAGUCCUUGUAACGUCGCUAGAGAAACAACGAUCGUGGAGAUACACACCGUUUGUCUCCCGCCUGAGAAAACCGCGUUUCAGAAGCUAAAACGCCGCGUUGCGGAUGUCUUUUUCCCCGACGAUCCGUUACAAAGAUUCAGGAACCAAACAUGGAGAAACAGAGUGGUUUUGGGUUUAAAAAGCAUAUUUCCGAUAUUCACGUGGGCACCGCAGUACAAUCUCAAGCUUUUUAGAUCUGAUGUUAUCUCUGGUCUCACCAUUGCUAGCCUCGCCAUUCCUCAGGGAAUCAGCUACGCCAAAUUAGCAAACUUGCCACCCAUUAUUGGUCUUUAUUCAAGCUUUGUGCCACCACUUAUAUACUCAAUUCUAGGAAGCUCAAAACACCUUGGAGUAGGUCCUGUCUCAAUAGCAUCACUAGUGAUGGGUUCUAUGCUUAGCGAGAGUAUCUCUCCGACACAAGACUCCACCCUUUACCUCAAAUUAGCCUUCACAGCCACUUUCUUUGCUGGUGUAUUCCAAGCCUCUCUUGGCCUUCUUAGGCUAGGUUUUGUGAUUGACUUCUUGUCAAAGGCAACUCUAAUUGGGUUCACUGCUGGUGCUGCUGUCAUUGUGGCAUUACAACAACUCAAGAGUCUUCUUGGGAUUGUCCAUUUCACAAGCCAAAUGCAAAUUGUUCCUGUAGUCUCCUCUGUUCUCAACCACAGAUCUGAAUGGUCUUGGCAACCCAUUGUGAUGGGACUGGUCUUCUUGAUCAUCCUGUUAACCACAAGACACAUUAGCAUGAAGAAGCCUAAACUUUUCUGGAUAUCAGCUGCAGCACCAUUGACAUCUGUUGUUAUCUCAACUGUAUUCGUCUACCUUAUCAGAUCCAAGACUCAGUCCAUCUCCUUUAUUGGGUAUCUACCAAAGGGUUUGAAUCCACCUUCACUAAACAUGUUGUUCUUCAGUGGUACUCAUCUUGCUCUAGCCAUCAAAACCGGCUUAAUCACUGGCAUUCUCUCCCUCACAGAAGGGAUUGCUGUAGGAAGAACAUUUGCUUCUCUCAAGAACUAUCAGGUCAAUGGUAACAAAGAAAUGAUGGCAAUUGGUUUUAUGAAUAUGGCUGGUUCUUGUACUUCUUGCUAUGUUACAACAGGAUCUUUCUCUCGAUCUGCUGUGAACUACAACGCUGGAGCACAAACAGCGGUUUCUAACAUUGUCAUGUCCUCAACAGUACUUGUAACGCUUUUGUUUCUGAUGCCACUAUUCUACUACACUCCUAACGUGAUCUUAGCAGCUAUCAUAGUAACCGCAGUGAUAGGGCUCAUCGACUAUGAAGCUGCUUACAAGCUGUGGAAAGUCGAUAAGCUCGAUUUCUUGGCUUGUAUAUGUUCUUUCUUUGGUGUUCUCUUCAUCUCAGUGCCUCUUGGCCUAGCUGUAGCAGUGGGAGUUUCGGUUUUGAAGAUUCUGUUGCACGUAAUCCGACCAAACACAGUUGAAUUAGGAAACAUCUCAGGGACUUUGAUAUAUCAGAGUCUUGAAAGAUAUACAGAAGCCUCAAGAAUCCCUUCUUUCCUAAUUCUUGCCAUCGAAUCUCCUAUCUAUUUCGCCAACUCUAGUUACCUACAAGAUAGGAUCUUGAGAUGGAUCAGAGAAGAGGAAUCACGGAUAAAAGAGAAUAAUGAGAGUAGCUUGAAAUGUAUAGUUCUUGACAUGACAGCUGUAACGGCGAUAGACACUAGCGGGAUUGAAACCGUGUCUGAGCUCAGAAAGAAGCUUGAGAAGCAAGCACUUCAGUUUGUGCUGGUGAAUCCAGUAGGGAGCGUGAUGGAAAAGCUACACAACUCAAAGAUCGUAGAGUCACUCGGACUUGGUGGAAUUUAUCUCACUGUUGGUGAAGCUGUUUCUGAUAUCUCAUCAACAUGGAAAGCUCAAUAUGCUCAGCCUUAA
Microthlaspi erraticum is the source of this 1968-nucleotide messenger RNA. NCBI's taxonomy places the organism in Eukaryota, Viridiplantae, Streptophyta, Magnoliopsida, Brassicales, Brassicaceae. The record is from the annotation of a GenBank genome assembly.